CUGCCACCGCAGCUGCCAGAGCCAGCGCCUGGGGGGCCCCGAGUCGCGACACCGCGCCAGCGAGGAUGUGCGCAGCGACUUCCAGCGCAGGGUGCCCUACAACUACCUGCAGCGGGCCUACCUCAAGCUUGACCUUUUAGAGGAAGCAGUGCAGGCAGCACACACGUUUUUCAUGGCCAACCCUGAGCACAUGGAAAUUCAGCAGAGCAUUGAGAAUUAUAGGACCAUGGCUGGCGGGGAAUCAUUCCAGCUGGUAGACCGAGAGGCCAGACCACACUUGGAAAGCUACAGUGCAGCUCUGAAACAUUAUGAGGCCGAUGAUUUUGAAGUGGCUGUCAAGUACUUCGAAAAGGCUUUGAGAGACUAUUUCAGUGAAGAUACGGAGUGCCGGAUCCUAUGUGAGGGGCCUCAGAGAUUUGAAGAGUACGACUACUUACGGUAUAAAGCCGGUCUCUAUGAAACCAUUGCAGAUCACUACAUGCAGGUGCUGGUUUGUCAGCAUGAGUGCGUGAGGGAGCUCGCCACUCGCCCCGGCCGCCUCUCACCCAUUGAGAACUUCCUUCCUCUGCAUUACGACUACCUACAGUUCGCCUACUACCAAGUUGGUGAUUAUGUAAAAGCUUUGGAAUGUGCCAAGGCCUACCUCCUCUUCCAUCCUGAUGAUGUGGAUGUGCUGGACAAUGUAGAUUACUAUGAAAGUCUGAUGGAGGCUGGAAUGGACUCAGCAUCUGUUGAGGCUAGAGAGGAUGCGGCAAUGUUUGUGAAACGUCAUAAACUUGAAGCUGAACUAAUAAAAUCAGCUGCAGAGGGUCUUGGAUUCUCAUACACUGAACCAAAUUAUUGGAUCAGAUAUGGAGGACGACAAGAUGAGAAUCGGGUACCUUCAGGAGUGAAUGUGGAAGAGGCAGAAGUUCACGGAUUGUCAGUGGGAAGAAAGUCAUCACCCAAGACAGAUCGAGAACUAAGGGAGGGUGGCCCUCUGCUCUACGAGAAUGUCACCUUCGUCUACAACUCUGAGCAGCUGAAUGGGACCCAGAGGGUGCUCCUGGAUAAUGUCCUGUCCCAGGAGCAGUGCCGAGAGCUCCACAGCGUGGCCAGAGGAGUCAUGCUUGUUGGUGAUGGGUACAGAGGAAAAACUUCACCGCAUACACCCAAUGAGAAGUUUGAAGGUGCAACUGUCCUGAAAGCCCUCAAGUUCGGUUAUGAAGGCCGCGUCCCACUGAAGAGUGCCCGUCUGUUCUAUGACGUCAGUGAGAAGGCUCGAAAGAUCGUGGAAUCCUAUUUCAUGCUGAACUCGACCCUGUAUUUUUCCUAUACACACUUGGUGUGCCGAACGGCGCUGUCCGGUCAGCAAGACAGAAGAAAUGACCUCAGUCAUCCUAUCCACGCUGACAACUGUUUGCUGGAUCCGGAGGCCAAUGAGUGCUGGAAAGAGCCCCCGGCCUACACUUUCCGGGACUACAGUGCUCUCCUGUAUAUGAACGAUGACUUUGAAGGAGGAGAGUUCAUAUUCACUGAAAUGGAUGCUAAGACUGUGACUGCAUCUAUAAAACCAAAGUGUGGCCGUAUGAUCAGCUUCUCCUCCGGAGGAGAGAACCCCCACGGGGUGAAGGCGGUCACCAAAGGCCAGCGGUGCGCGGUGGCUCUGUGGUUUACGUUGGACCCACUCUACAGAGAGCUGGAACGAAUAAAAGCCGAUGAAGUGAUUGCAAUUCUGGAUCAAGGGCAGCAAGGGAAGCGUGAACUGAGUAUCAACCCCAGGGAUGAGCUAUAACAAUGAGAAAGAAUGUUCAAUCGAAUAUUUAUUUAAAUUGUUAAUCUUAGAAGAACAUUUUUAUUUUUGUACAGAGCCAUGGUAUAAAUGAACAGGUGGAUAUGAGUUGCUAGGUCUCCCUUCCGUCCCCAGACAGGCUUGCUCCCUUAACUCUUCCUUUCUUGGUUUUCUUCAGUUGCCCUCUCAAAGCCCAGGCGCCAGUCCAUACACACACAACCCACCACACAGAUACACACCACACACCUACGCACAGCAUACAUGUAGCAACAAUGCAAACAUACACAUCCCAUACACAGUGGGACACGCAGACAUGCAAGCACACCGCCCAGCGCACCAUAAAAACACACAAAGACAUACCAUACAAGUGGCACCACACACACACACACACACACACAC
Molecule: messenger RNA, 2170 nt
Organism: Fukomys damarensis (Damara mole-rat)
Lineage: Eukaryota; Metazoa; Chordata; Mammalia; Rodentia; Bathyergidae
Gene: P3h2
Product: prolyl 3-hydroxylase 2
Exons: 15
Coding region: 173-1774 (533 amino acids)
Biological process (GO): collagen metabolic process
Cellular component (GO): endoplasmic reticulum
Molecular function (GO): procollagen-proline 3-dioxygenase activity; protein binding; iron ion binding
Source: RefSeq, a predicted model, not a curated record